CGUCAUUUAUCUGUCAAAUGCCUGAAAUUUAUUUGUUUUGAAUUUUGAUUUUAAAAUGCAAAAACAACGACGUGAAAACUGAAAAAUUUAAGUUAAUUUGAAGAUCGUGUUAAGAUAAGAUUUAGAGGAAUUAAGUUUCGUUAUACGUGUUACGUGGUAUUAUACAACGGCCUCAAAAUGGGCGAGGCUUAUUUCAAUUUAAAAAGAAAACUCCAGGAACUUGGUUAUAAUAGUACAUUAUCAGUAGACUCAAUACCUUUGGUAGAAUGUAUUUUUGCUGAUUUGCUUCAAACAACGCGAAGCUUGCAGCAUUACAUGGACCUGUCCAAAGAGGCUCUAAUGCAACGAGACUCUUUGAUGAUGGAAGCAGAACCUUAUAAGUGUGACAAUGUUAGACUUAUACAAGAAAAUAAUCAGCUACAUAGAGAGAUAAUGCAAAUGAAAGAAGAAAACCUAAGAAUAAGCAAAGAGAGUAAGAGAAAAACUAAGGCAUUAGCUGAUGAGCUUUCAAAAAAGGAAACAUUAAUUAGUAAAUUACAACAUGAUAUAAGAGACUUGAGCUUAAGAGGGUUGUGUGCAGAAACACAAAGUAGCAGAAAUAAGAGUAGAAGAAAAGAGGGAGGUGACUGUCAUACUUCAAAGAUUUGUAUUUGUAAUGACAAAACUACUUCUGUUGACCAAGAUAUCUUGGAACUUAACAAAAUAAUUCAGACCUUACAAGAUAAUAACACUGCAUACUGUGAUGAGGUUGCAUUACUUAAAAGUCAAAUAGAAUUUAGAGACAGUGAAAUUAUUAGACUGAAUAUGCUUUUAGAAGGAGGAAGGCCUUUGGCAGCCAUUAGUAAGGACUUUUAUAAUGAAAAGUCCGAUUCAAAAAUACCAAAACUAAUAAAACAAGUAAACGAACUUGAAAAACUAAAUGAAAUUAUGAAAAAAGAAAUUGAAAAUGGACUAGAAAAGCAGCAUGAAGCUAUGCUUCGGGCUUUGGCUUUAUCUGAUAAGAAUAAAGCUUUACAGGAAGAGUUACAAAAAGUAGACAAAUUAGCUUUAAAAGUAGAAGAUGACUGUAAUAAACGGUUAGCAUCUAUGGUUACUGAAAUAAAUUUUCUGCAAACUAGAAUAGAGGGGUUAACUUUAAAAAAUUCUGAAUUAGAAAGAGAAUUAUCACAAAGGUCUUUUAGAGAGAGCUCAUUAGAAUUGAAAAGAAAUCAAGAUUCAUUAACUCUAGCAUUAAAAGAGAAAGAUGUUUUACAAAAAGAAAUUAAAGAUUUAGUUGAACUUAAUAAAAGUUUACAAGAUAAAAUACUUAGCUUGUCUGAAGUCAAUAGAAAUUUCAACAUUAAAUUUAGAUCUGAUAAUGAGAUUCUUAAAGAUUCUCCCAAAUGUCUUAUGAAAGAUGAACUGAAGAGUCUUUUAGAAGAUGAAAGAAAAAAAUAUGAGGCAUAUAUAUUGAAUAUACAGGAUAAAUUAAGUGAAACAAUAAAACUUUUUAAAAAUAGUACAAAUAAUAAUGAUAAGGGAAAAUAUAUUAGUCCUAGUAUGUCUUCUAACAGCACUUUUAUUAGGGAUUUGCAUUCUAAGUUAUGUGAGAGUGAACAAAAGAUUCUAAUGUUAAAAAAAGAAAAUGAUGAACUAAAAGACAAAAUGGACAUCCAACAAGACUAUAAUAGACAAAAUUACAAAGAUAUAGUAAGCCAUCUUAAUGCUGAAAACUCUGAAUUAUCAAAGGAAAAUAUCUUGCUUAGUCAACAAUUGAGUCAAUACAAGUCUUUAAACUCAAAUGAUAGAAGUAACUCUUAUAAACGAGAAUCUCAAAGACUUACUGAGAAAGUCGAAGAUAUGACAAAAGAAAUACAGGUACUAAAAAAAGAUAAACAUGAAUAUAACUUACUGUACAAAGAAGCAACAGAAUUGGCAGAUAAGUUAAAAAGAGAUUUAAUUCGUAAACAAAAAGAAAUCGAGAAUUUGGAUGAAGAAAAUCGCUCUUAUAAAAUGACUAACAGGACUGGAAAAGCUUCUGCAGACCAGCUUAGAGAAGAAUGUCAUUUUCUAAAAGAACAAAUUAAAAAACUUCAAACAGAUUAUAUCAAUGAAAAAACUUUAGCCAAUCAAAUAAAAAAUGUACAGUUAGAAACUGAACGUAGUAGUGCUGAGGUACAAAAUGAAUUCUUGGCCACUCAAAAAAAACUAAGUUUAUCAAUAAAUACUAUACAAAGUUUAGAAAAGAAAUGUAAAGACUUGCAAUCAGAAGUAUUGAAACUAAAAAACGAUAAAUUAAAUCUAAUAGAUAAUAUUAAGGUAAUGGACAAAGAACGCGACAAAUUAGUUAUUGAAUUAGACAACAAAACUGAAAAUAUUGCUGUUUUAGAAAAUACCAUUAAAUCACAGUCAUAUAAUAUUAAACAGCUUGAAAAUGAAAUCUCUGAUUUAAAGAGAACACUUACUUUGAAUAAAGUUACUGAACACAAAGUUGUUGAUUGUGAAUCACAAAUUAAAUUCCUAAAUGGUGAAAUACUAAGAAUAAGUCAACAAUAUGACACAGCUGUAAUAGAAAAUAAACACUUACAAAAUAGUUUAGCUGAUUCUAAUGGUGUAUUAAAGCUUACAAAAAUUGAAUUGGAGAAAUCUAGGAAAGAUGUAGAUGGUCUGAAACAGCAAUUACAGCAUUAUGUAGCAGAGAUCCGAAGAAUUGAAGAUCUGCUAUCCCAAAAAGAAGCUGAAAGAUCUGAUAUGCUUGAACAGUUUGCUAGUCUAUCUGUAGAAGCAAAUAUUUUAGAGAAUACUAAUCAUUCCUUAGAAAGCGAAUCAGCAUCUAAAUCAUUACAGUUGCAGACAUAUGUUAACAAAAUACAAAAUUUGGAAGAAAAGCUACUAGACAAGAAUAGCAAAAUUGAAAGUCAAUCAACACAAAUUUCAGCUAUGUCAUGUAAAAUAAGCCAGUUAGAAAAUGAAAUUAAGUUAAUUACUGAGGAAAAAUCUGUUCUGGAGCAAAAUGUAUCAUAUUUAAAACAAAUGUGCAGUAAUCUGCAAGCAAAUAAAAGUUCUGGUAGCAUGAGGAACAGUGAUUCAGAAUUAAAACUUUAUGAAGACAGAAUUAAAACUCUUUCAAGUGCUAAAGCUAAAUUGGAAACAGAAAAAGAAAAACUAAAAGAUAAUCUAAUGACAACAGAAACUUUAUUAUCAAAUGCAAGAAGGGAAGUAGUAGAGUUGAAAUUGGCAUUACAAGAUGCCACAACUGAAACAAAGUCCUUACAAGAACAUAUUAGAUUAAAUACACAGAAUGAAGACAUUGAAGAGAAUAUCUUGUCACAGGAGAAAUUGGAACUUCCUCUCAUUUUAGGAGAAACAAUUGAAGAAUUAAGCCAUGAAGAUGACGACAGUGACCAUUACCACGAGCACAGACAACACUCAAAAUAUACAUACAGUAGUACACUUUGAUUGGGGUUGUGCAGUAAAUUAGUAUUUCAUAAAAAUUGUGUUAUGUUAAGAAUAUUUUAAUAGAGAUAACAAUUUUAGCAAUAAGAAUUUUAGCAUCUAUCCUGCGAUAGCUAGCUAUCAUAUAAGAAGGCUGACAGUUUGUAAGUCUAUUUUCUAUAGUUGUAGAACUAUAGAAAAUAGACUAUACGUAUAUAUGGUAGCCAAUUGGCAGUUAUAGAGUUUGAACUGUAGUGGCUUUCAAAAGUUCAGGCAGAUUUCAAGCCAGCCUAUUUACUAAUUAGGUCUUUAUUAAAAACCUAUUAAAAUAAACAUCAACUCUUAAACUGAGAAAUGUCAUUUAACUACUGUAUGAUAUCUACAAAGGGUGGUAAGUUGGCACCAGAUGACAUUUGUUACACAAAAUAUCAACUAACAUGCGUCAAAGUUAGUGAAUUAGCCUGCAGAUCUUCCAAUAAAACAAUGCAGAAUAUGCAAGCAUUGUAAGCAUUGUAAUUUUUAAUGACAGUUUUGUUUAUUUAUUUAGACACAAAACUAAAGUAUAUUCACAGAUCUAAAAUUAGAACUACCUUUUCCAACAUUUCUUGUAGAAAAAAGAUAAUGUUUACUAAAACCAUAAUUGUGAACCAAAUUAGCACCAUAACUCAAGGUGAGUGACCUUAGAAAAUGGAAAGUUAUAUAAUAAUAAAAGGUAAACAAAGUAUAUGUAUUUUGUUAAAAUAUGGAUUAGUGGUUAAUGUGUAACUAAAGUAAUUUAUUUAUUGGAAUUAAAUAAUAAAAGGAAUCAAUUUUUAUAUUAAAA
This is a messenger RNA of Bicyclus anynana (squinting bush brown), 4237 nucleotides long. RefSeq names its product centrosomal protein of 135 kDa (gene Cep135). Bases 178 to 3438 code for a protein of 1086 amino acids. NCBI's taxonomy places the organism in Eukaryota, Metazoa, Arthropoda, Insecta, Lepidoptera, Nymphalidae. The record is from RefSeq and is a predicted model, not a curated record. The transcript has 2 exons.